This is a messenger RNA of Penicillium canariense, 288 nucleotides long. RefSeq names its product U4/U6-U5 snRNP complex subunit LSM3. The record is from RefSeq and is a predicted model, not a curated record. Gene Ontology annotation, cellular component: Lsm1-7-Pat1 complex; P-body; catalytic step 2 spliceosome. The transcript has 4 exons. Gene Ontology annotation, molecular function: RNA binding. Gene Ontology annotation, biological process: P-body assembly; mRNA splicing, via spliceosome. NCBI's taxonomy places the organism in Eukaryota, Fungi, Ascomycota, Eurotiomycetes, Eurotiales, Aspergillaceae. The coding region runs from base 1 to 288 and encodes 95 amino acids.
AUGGCUGACACCGAGGAUGCCGGCGCAUCAGUCUCUGAACCUCUGGACCUAGUCCGCCUAUCGCUGGAUGAGAUCGUCUUCGUAAAGCUGCGCGGUGACCGUGAACUCAAGGGCCGCCUUCACGCAUAUGACAGCCACUGCAACCUCGUGUUGGGCGACGUGGAGGAGACCAUCUAUGUGGUGGAGGAAGACGACAACGAACAGGAGACGACCAGGACCAUUAAGAAGCAAGAAGAGAUGCUGUUCGUGCGAGGCGAUUCCGUCGUUUUGAUCUCUCCCCAGGCCUGA